AUGGCUUCGCAGUCGACACUGCGGUAUUCGGCAGAUCCGAUUGCCAAUUUCUACCACCAAUACUCGACCCUCAUCCGCCAGCGACUGAAGGGAACAUCAAAGACCACAAAGCUCCUUGGAGCUCUUGCCCUCACUCUCUCCAUAAUUGCGGGUGGGGAAGGGACAAGACGAUGGUGGAGAUCGCGGAAAGCAGAGAAAGAACAGGGGCGCCGCCUCUUACGCAGGAACUCUGGGCUGAAGAAUAAAGAUGGCUCCAGAGUAAUCUUUGUUCCAUACAAGGACUCAACGUCGAAAGUGACCAUACACCCAACGAAGGCUCUGACAUUCGAUGCGCAUCGAAGACUGUUUUUGAAUCCGCCAAGGGCGUCUGGGCUUUCUGAUGGCAAUAGACCGCAAAUUCCGCCGCCGCAGACGAAGCCGGGUCUCAAUUUGGCAUUCUUGCAUCAAUUUCUUAGUCUGUUGAGCAUCAUGAUACCAAGAUGGACGAGUAAAGAGACUGGUUUACUAUUGAGUCAUGGCGUAUUCCUCAUGCUGAGAACGUAUCUCUCGUUGGUUGUUGCUAGACUAGAUGGGGAGAUUGUGAGAGAUCUGGUUGCUGGCAAUGGGCGGUCGUUUAUUUGGGGAAUCAUCAAGUGGUGUGGAAUUGGCAGCUUUGCAUCCUACACAAACGCCAUGAUCAAAUUCCUACAAUCAAAAGUCUCGAUUGCCUUCCGUACCCGCCUUACAAGAUACAUCCACGAUUUGUAUCUGAAUGACAAUCUCACCUACUACAAGUUGUCGAAUUUAGAUGGCGGAAUCGGUCAGGGAGCAGACCAGUUUAUCACACAAGAUCUUACACACUUUUGUGCGGCGGCAGCAAGCCUUUAUUCGUCGCUGGGAAAGCCAUUCGUAGACUUACUCGUCUUCAACUACCAAUUAUACCGAUCACUGGGUCCUUUGGCUCUAACGGGACUGCUGAGCAACUACUUCUUGACUGCAACAAUACUGCGGAGACUCUCUCCGCCAUUCGGGAAACUAAAGGCCGUCGAGGGUCGCAAAGAGGGUGAUUUUAGAGGGCUUCAUGCCCGACUCAUUGCCAAUGCCGAAGAGGUUGCAUUCUACGGAGGUGCGACUAUGGAGAAGAACUUCCUUGACAAGGAAUUCAAGAGUCUCAAGAAGUGGAUGGAGGGUAUCUACACUCUGAAGAUCCGCUACAACAUUCUUGAAGACUUUGUUCUCAAGUAUAGUUGGAGUGCAUACGGAUACUUACUAAGCUCAUUGCCUGUCUUCCUGCCAGCAUGGGGUGGUCUGGGAGGGAUCCAGGAGCUAGCAGACGUUUCCGUGAGCGGUGGCCGCGAAAGAGGUCGAAUGAAGGAAUUCAUCACCAACAAGCGUCUUAUGUUGUCGUUAGCUGAUGCUGGUGGUAGAAUGAUGUACUCGAUUAAAGACCUCUCCGAAUUGGCGGGAUACACAAGUAGAGUUUAUACUCUCAUCUCGACACUUCACCGUGUACAUGUAAAUGCAUACUUUCCACAACGCGGAACACAUCCCGAGCUGUACUCAUUAUCUGAUGUACAAGGUACUAUCCAGAAAGGUUUCGAUGGUGUUCGUCUUGAGAAUGUACCUGUGGUGGCCCCAUCGGUCUUCCCCCACGGCGGUGAAGAACUGGUUGACUCCCUUUCUAUCAUCGUUCACUCUGGAGAACAUCUCCUGAUAUCUGGCCCUAAUGGCGUAGGCAAGAGUGCAGUUGCACGUAUUGUAGCAGGCCUAUGGCCCGUCUAUCGUGGUCUCGUGUCCAGACCUCGCAGCAUAGGAACAGACGGUAUAAUGUUCCUACCUCAACGACCUUAUCUCAGCGUCGGGACUCUUCGCGACCAAGUCAUCUACCCCGACGGCGAGAUUGAGAUGCGCGAUCGUGGACGCAGAGAUAUUGAACUCAAGCGUAUCUUGGAAGAAGCUCGUUUAGGCUACCUACCAGAUAGAGAAGGCGGCUGGGAUACUCGAAAGGAGUGGAAAGAUGUCUUGAGUGGAGGUGAAAAGCAAAGAAUGGCAAUCGCCAGACUCCUGUACCACGAACCUCGAUAUGCCUUCAUCGACGAAGGCACCUCUGCCGUCUCGUCAGACGUUGAAGGACUUCUCUAUGAGCGAUGCAAAGAAAAAGGCAUCACGUUGAUCACAAUAAGCACGCGAGCCAGUUUGAAGAAAUACCACACAUUUAAUCUCACUCUCGGCUUGGGUGGGGAUGGAAGCGAAUGGGACUGGGAGCGCAUCGGCACCGAGAAAGAAAAGAUGGGGGUUGAGCGCGAACUGCACGAGUUACGGGCACGCCUGGCCAAAGUCAAGGAAUGGGAAGAAAGAAAAUUAGAUAUUGAGGAAGAGCUAGCGAAAGUAUGGGUUGAUGGCGGUGAAGAGCUCAGAAGCCCACAUCACGUCGAGCAGAGCCAAGAGUAA
This is a messenger RNA of Cadophora gregata, 2430 nucleotides long. RefSeq lists its product as uncharacterized. The coding region runs from base 1 to 2430 and encodes 809 amino acids. The transcript has 3 exons. The record is from RefSeq and is a predicted model, not a curated record. Gene Ontology annotation, cellular component: peroxisomal membrane. Gene Ontology annotation, molecular function: ATP binding; ATP hydrolysis activity; ABC-type transporter activity. NCBI's taxonomy places the organism in Eukaryota, Fungi, Ascomycota, Leotiomycetes, Helotiales, Ploettnerulaceae. Gene Ontology annotation, biological process: fatty acid beta-oxidation; very long-chain fatty acid catabolic process; long-chain fatty acid import into peroxisome.